GACUCGAACUUGGUGCAUCAAAAAGUUCAGUUCCCUCUCUCUCUCUCCCAAGUCCCUGAGUCUCCCGAGUCUCCUCAGUCUUGACCUUCCCUCCUCUUCCCAAUCCACUAAGAGGGUCUCUCUUUGUGGCAUAACCCUUUAUCAUUUUCCACUCAAACAAGUUGCAGAUUGACUUAAACUCUAAUAAUAUUAGUGCAGCGAUGCUGUUUUGAUUCCUUGUGAAGCAGAGCAGAAAUGGCUUUCUGUUGCAAUAAAUCUUGCCCUGCAAACUCCCAUCUUCUAUCAAGCAACUUUUUGAGGCCAUUCAAGAUUCCCAAGCUUCAAUAUGUGAAGAAAGGACAAUUGGAUGGGCCCCAAAGGGCUUCAAAGGUUCUGGCUUUCUUUGGCCUGACAACCCCUCCAUAUAAACUUGAUGCAUUGGAACCACAUUUUAGCCAGAAGAUGCUGGAAUUGCAUUGGGGAGCGCAUCAUCAUGAUUAUGUGGAAGGUUUGAAUGAACAGCUUAAGAACAAUGACCUAUUAUACGGGUACACAUUGGAUGAACUAGUCAAAGUAACCUACAACAAUGGGAAUCCUUUACCAGAAUUUAACAAUGCAGCCCAGGUCUGGAAUCAUGAUUUUUUUUGGGAAUCCAUGCAGCCUGGUGGUGGCAACAUGCCCAGAGGAGGAUUUCUACAGCAGAUUGAGAAGGAUUUUGGUUCUUUUACCAAUUUUAGGGAGAAAUUUGUAAAUGCUGCCCUUACACUAUUUGGUUCUGGCUGGAUUUGGCUUUUACUGAAGACCAAGGAGAAAAGGCUUGCAGUGGUUAAAACAUCAAAUGGUAUCAACCCACUUGUUUGGGGUGACAUUCCCAUCAUCAAUUUGGAUAUGUGGGAGCAUGCUUAUUAUCUGGAUUAUAAGGAUGACAAAGGAAAAUAUGUGAACACGUUCAUGAACAACCUCGUAUCAUGGGAUGCAGCAACAGCACGCUUGGCCCGUGGUGAGGCUUUUGUGAACUUAGGGGAGCCCAAAAUUCCUAUUGCUUGAAACACUUCAUGCGAGGUAUAUGUAAUUUUUCUUUUAGGGGCUGGGUGGGUUUUAAACUUGUAUGUAAAAUUUUUGUUUUAGUGGAUGCACUCUUUUUUAACAUCUUUGGAACUGAUAUCCGUUAGGUUGACACAUACUCUACCACAGUUGAUACUUAGUACAUAAUUUUAAUCAUGUUGCAA
Messenger RNA from Macadamia integrifolia, 1208 nucleotides. Its product is annotated as superoxide dismutase [Fe] 3, chloroplastic. Gene Ontology annotation, molecular function: metal ion binding; superoxide dismutase activity. The transcript is spliced from 8 exons. Gene Ontology annotation, biological process: superoxide metabolic process. The record is from RefSeq and is a predicted model, not a curated record. Gene Ontology annotation, cellular component: chloroplast nucleoid. NCBI's taxonomy places the organism in Eukaryota, Viridiplantae, Streptophyta, Magnoliopsida, Proteales, Proteaceae. The coding region runs from base 235 to 1026 and encodes 263 amino acids.